Molecule: messenger RNA, 2152 nt
Organism: Cladocopium goreaui
Lineage: Eukaryota; Dinophyceae; Suessiales; Symbiodiniaceae
Source: the annotation of a GenBank genome assembly
CAGCGAGCAUGUAGCUUUGUUGAGCCAUGGUUGGGAUGGGCAGGUUGUUGAUUCAGUUGAUUCGGACUGGUUCCCGGUUCUGCAAAAGCCCAAAGUUUUGGCUCGUGAGAAAGAUGGGCAGGUUGUUUAGAAUCUUUGUUGUGGUCACAUUGGCAGUGGUGCUGCUGGUUUGCGCACUGCAAGUCCAACUGGACUACCCAAGGCCAGUUCAAGCGGCUCAAGGGAAGGCAACAGAGACAUCGACGGCUGGGCAAUGGGAUGCGCUGAAGCCAACCAAGGCGUUGAAGUUGAUCCAUAUCCCAGGCACUGACAGCUCCAAGAUUGAUGCCUGGGGUGAGGCAAAGGGCUAUUGGAGCUAUGAGAAGACUGGGGCUGUUGCAGCUGCUGAUUCUCAGGAAUUUGAUUCUCACAACAACAGUGAAUUGCAGCCGUUUGCACGCCUUUCAGCAGAAGUGCGAAACAGAUACGAUUGGUUUAUGGUGGUGCGCCACCCUGUGGAACGGAUCGUGUCUCAAUGCGCAUCCUUGCUUUCAAAGAGGCUUAGCCAAGUGAGUGAAGCAAACAUCAAUCAGUUUCUUCAAGGCAUUCUGAAUGGAACGCAGCUAUUGGAUGCAGAGGCUGAAAGCAUUAGACCGAUGAUGGACCAGGUGGAUACCUCUGUGGUGCAGCACAUCGUUCGAUAUGAAAGGUUGAAUGAGGACCUGCCGAAGCUACUUCAGUUUUACAACCUGAGCCUGGAAGCUUUGCCCGAGGUACAAAAGCUGGAGACCCAUCCGAAGCUGUGGCCCGCGACCUUGCAAAUGAUCUACCAGAAGUUCUCUGAAGACUUCGUACAUUUCAACUACAGCAUGGCUGAUCCGCAGGACGCAAGCCUCACAAGCACAGAACCGCCGGAAAGUCUCACAUCGACCGUGCUAGCAACAACUGCCACGACAGUGGCGACAGAGACCACUCAGGCUGCAACAUUUUUUGGGAUGUCAUUGCCAUCAUUGCCUUGGCGAACUCAGAAGGAACUCAAAUUCAUCCACAUUACGAAAACCGGGGGCAGUGCAAUUGAAAACUGGGCCAAAUCACAUGGUUUGCUUUGGGGCCGAUUCCACGUCGAGUACCGGGCUCCCGGUCGUAAGGGAAGCCCUUGGCAUCAUCCCUUUCCAGAACUUCCAUCAGAAUUGCGACAUCGCUACGAUUGGUUUAUGGUUGUGCGGAACCCGGUGGAAAGGGUGGUCUCUGAGUACUACUGUCCGUGGACUGGCACAAAGACGCCAGAGACAGACAAUGAAGAUGCAUUCAACAAGUUUGUGCAGAGCUCGCUGGACGGAAGCAGGUGGCUUCAUUGGGGGAGUUUCCAAGCUAUGUCCGAUUACCUAGACGCAACCAGUGUGCAACACAUUUUGCACUUCGAGAGCUUGGCCAAAGAUCUUGCCAGGCUACUCCCCCAGUAUGGCAUCUCCUUUGACAGCCUGCCCCGAACCAAUGUGGCACAAAACCGGAAAUUCAACGCCGGCAAUUUGUGGCCCCAGACCUUGAAGCUGAUCCGUGCGAACUAUUCCGCUGACUUUGAGAAUUUCAACUAUACCUGCAGAAGAUGUCCAGAUUGAGUUGAAGCUGUCUGGUGCCAAGUGGAAAAAUCUGGGGCUUUUCGAUGUCGAGGAGGCACUUGUUCUAGUAAGAAGAUGCCAAGGAGGAACGAGCUCGUGAAAAUACAGGCUUGAAGCAAGGUGGACCAUGGUAGCGUAAAUAGUAUGUGGAAUGUGUCGACGCUGACAAGCAUCCUCACCCAACUGGGAACACUUCAAAGAAUUCCUGGCCAAAUUUCCUUCCCACAUGCGCACGUGUCUGUACUUGCACAGCCAGAAAUGGAAAAGGAUUGGUGGGGAGGUAGCAAGAACUGGUUCCCUUGCAAUGUCUUGCAGGGCUGCCCCUGUUGCGGUUAAGCUUGUUUUCUUUCACUGAGCUGUUUUUGCUAGCAGCUAGAGUCAGCUAGAGCUUUGCAUGGGCUACUGAUACUAAACACUUUCAACCACUCUUCAUGAGCUCCACAUCCAUUUGGCCAGGAGCAGGGAACCAAUGGAACCGAGCCUUGUUCGCCUUGCACGCCUGACCUUACCAAUGUGGGCAAGCUGACUUCAACACUUCAGCUAAGCCGAAAAAA